AUGCCAAAUGAUGUGAAGAAAAACCCCACUGUAUCUGAGUUAUGCUUCUAUGCUACUCCAUGGGAUGAACUACAUGUUAUCAUCGACCGUCUAAGGACAGAGUAUAUGCAUAAUUUAGGGUUUGAGCCAGAAACCAUGGAUAUGGAGAACAAAAGAAUUCUGGAUCGACUGGCCACAACAGGUAUGUUUGUCAGCAAGGACGGGGCUGCCAUACCUAUUUUGGCACAUGUGACGAGUGACCUAUACUGGUACUACAUCGUGGAGCUGGGGUUCUACUGCAGUCUGCUUUUUACCUUAUUUACAGAUCACAAACGAAAGGACUUUAUGGAAAUGACAAUACACCAUCUUGCCACUGUUAGCUUGCUCUACUUUUCCUGGCUCUGCAACUUCGUCCGUAUUGGAAGCUGUGUACUCAUCAUCCACGACAUUGCAGACCCAUGGUUAUCGCUCGCUAAAAUGGGGUUUUAUCUGAAAUGGGACUGGUUAAAGGACAGUGCAUUUAGAAUGUUUGCAAUACUGUGGUUUGUAACAAGAACCUUUAUAUUUCCAGUCUGGAUCAUUUACUCAGCCGCAAAAGAAGUAUUUUACGUCAUCGACGAGCCUUUUGUCGUGUACUACAUCUUUAACGCAUUCCUUCUCAUUCUGCAAGUGUUGAGUCUCUUGUGGUCCUGGUCGAUAGCAAAAAUUGUCUACCACAUUCUUCUAGAUGGAAAGUCUGAAGAUAUUCGAAGCGAUAAUGAAGAUGACGAUAGCCUUAGUAGCAGUUGA
Messenger RNA from Mya arenaria, 768 nucleotides. RefSeq names its product ceramide synthase 3-like. The transcript has 7 exons. Gene Ontology annotation, biological process: ceramide biosynthetic process. NCBI's taxonomy places the organism in Eukaryota, Metazoa, Mollusca, Bivalvia, Myida, Myidae. The coding region runs from base 1 to 768 and encodes 255 amino acids. The record is from RefSeq and is a predicted model, not a curated record. Gene Ontology annotation, cellular component: membrane. Gene Ontology annotation, molecular function: sphingosine N-acyltransferase activity.